AUGCACACUUUCGUUGCCGCGGUCGCACUCUCCGUGGUGGGUGUCGCCCAGGCGGGAUUCAGCAUUGAGACCAUACACAAGGAAUCAGCUCCGAUUCUCACCCAUGUCGACGCUGAAGUCGUUCCUGACUCCUACAUCAUCAAGUUCAAGGACCACGUCAACGAAGCCGCGGUCAACGACCACCAUAGCUGGAUUCAAAGCAUCCACAAGGAUGGCGAGGAGGAGCGUUUGGAACUUCGCAAGCGAAGUCUGGGAUCCUCACCAGUGGAGGCUUUCGCCGGCUUGAAGCACACGUACAACAUUGCCAGCGGCUUCAAGGGCUAUUCCGGUCACUUCCAUGAGUCCGUCAUCGAGAAGGUCCGAAAUCAUGGCGACGUCGAGUUCAUUGAGAAGGAUACCAUUGCCCGCAUUUUGCGCCCUGUCACCCCCGACGAGUCUGUGCAGGAGACUUGCACUCCCGAGACCGAGAAGCAGGCCCCGUGGGGCCUUGCUCGUGUCUCCCAUCGCAAGGGUCUUUCCUUUGGCACCUACAACAAGUACUUGUAUGCUGCCGACGGCGGCGAGGGCGUCGAUGCUUACGUUAUUGAUACUGGUACCAACACUGAUCAUGUGGACUUUGAGGGUCGUGCCAAAUGGGGUAAGACCAUUCCCGCUGGAGAUGCCGAUGAGGAUGGCAACGGCCAUGGUACUCACUGCUCUGGAACCAUUGCCGGCAAGAAGUACGGUGUUGCCAAGAAGGCAAACGUCUAUGCCGUCAAGGUUCUCCGCUCCAACGGCUCUGGCACCAUGGCCGAUGUCGUCAAGGGUGUUGAGUUCGCUGCCACCAGACAUGUUGAACAGGUCUUGCUUGCCAAAGACGGUAAGCGAAAGGGAUUCAAGGGUUCCGUCGCCAACAUGUCCCUCGGUGGUGGUAAGACACAGGCUCUAGACGCUGCAGUGAAUGCUGCCGUCAAGGCUGGUAUUCACUUUGCCGUCGCUGCCGGUAACGAUAACGCCGAUGCCUGUAACUAUUCCCCUGCCGCCGCAGAGCUUCCCGUCACUGUCGGUGCCUCUGCUUUCGAUGACAGCCGUGCCUACUUCUCCAACUAUGGCAAGUGCACUGACAUCUUUGCCCCUGGUCUCAACAUCCUGUCCACCUGGAUUGGCUCCCGGACUGCUGUCAACACCAUCUCGGGCACCUCCAUGGCCUCUCCCCACAUCUGCGGCCUCCUCGCCUACUAUCUCUCUCUCCAGCCGGCUGGUGACUCUGAAUUCUCUGUCGCCUCAAUCACCCCUAAGCAGCUCAAGGAGACUCUCAUUGAUAUCUCCACUCAGGGUGUCCUGACUGACAUUCCCAAUGACACCCCCAACAAGCUGGCCUGGAAUGGUGGCGGUUGCAGCAACUACUCCAAGAUUGUUGCUGCCGGUGGCUAUAUUGGCAGGCCCAGGACUUCUGAGCCGAAGCCGGUUGGGAACGCUGUCAAGGAAGAGAUGAAGGUUCUUUCCCACAAGGUCUCACAGGGCGUCAAGGACUUGGGCGACAAAACGGAGAAGUUUGUCGAAAAGAUCCACGACGUCGUUGAUAAGGAGAUUGAGCACUUCAUCUCCGAGAUCUCCGUGUAA
Molecule: messenger RNA, 1602 nt
Organism: Metarhizium brunneum ARSEF 3297
Lineage: Eukaryota; Fungi; Ascomycota; Sordariomycetes; Hypocreales; Clavicipitaceae
Gene: SPM1
Product: Subtilisin-like proteinase Spm1
Biological process (GO): proteolysis
Molecular function (GO): serine-type endopeptidase activity
Source: RefSeq, a predicted model, not a curated record